AUGUCUAGGCACGAAGGUGUUAAAUGUGACGCUUGUGAGGCAAACGCUUUUCGACUCCGUCGGUACAAAUGCCUCCGUUGUGUUGACUUUGAUCUCUGUGGUCCAUGCUACGAUCGGCGUGCGGAGGCACUUUCGCACCGAAGGAAUCACCCAAUGCAAUGCCUCAUCCUCGAGUCGGAUCGCAAAAUUUUUUUCCCAAAUACUGUUAGUCACUAUCUUUUGCGCAAUUUGGUUUAUGCCUCUUGUUUUACUCGAAUUUCUUCCUGUUUAAAGAAGUCUAACGAAAUGCCGAGGAGUUACAUCUGUCCCAUCUGUGGGGCUCUGGGAUUCAAGGCUGUCGAUCUGGGAGCUCAUGUUCAUGCCAAACACAGCAAUUCUCGUAUGGGUGUUCUCUGUCCCCUUUGUAUUUACCCUCCUCCCGGUAAUCCUCCUGGUGGCAGGGGUAGCAAUCCCAACAGGGUACACAACUGCUUCUCCACCCACCUUAGUGAGGUUCACCGCCUCAAAGCACCCACGAGUGGUGCACCUACCGCCAUUUCCUCUAAUUCUUCGUCUUCGGCCGCCAUUGAAACCUUUUUGACUAGAGACCCCAAUCACUUUUACGAACCUACGAAAGCCAAACAACAAGCGUCUGCUCAGAGGAGCCGUGGCAGAUCUUCACUAAGCGCCGAUGAACAAGAGUUAUUCGACCUUGUUUCAGCCUCCUCCACGGACCCUAUGGGCCGAGGUUUGCACUUCCGUCUACAACGUAAUCUCUCUUCAUCUACUUCAGGUCAGGUUUCACACUCUGAGCUGGUUGCUAGCUCAAAGGUAAUUGAGAGACAGGCCGAUACCAUCCGACGGGAGGCAGGGGAUGAAGUCUCCGAACCCACACCACAAAUAACUUCUCAACCCACCAAAAACAUCAAUAACAGCAGCAAUAAUGAAGGUGACGAGAAUAAUGGAAACUCUGAGCCGCUUGAGCCCGCAACUUCGUCGGCGACAGCUGAUACAGGCACGGCAGUUGAGGAGGUCCAGGGAGGUAGCGUUGUCGUGCCAGCUGAAGCUACUUCUUCUCUUGUCUCUUACGGUGCUGCUGCUGCAAUAGUCGACUGCCGGCUGUUUGAAGCAGCGAGGAAGAAGUGCGAUCCCGUCUGGCUUUCAUUUGUGCACGAGUUGAUCUGGGACAGUCUGCAUAUUGCCGGUCUUUCAUUGACGCCAAGUGAGGGUGAGAAAAAGUGA
This is a messenger RNA of Echinococcus granulosus, 1221 nucleotides long. RefSeq names its product E3 ubiquitin-protein ligase KCMF1. The record is from RefSeq and is a predicted model, not a curated record. Gene Ontology annotation, molecular function: protein kinase C binding; zinc ion binding; K63-linked polyubiquitin modification-dependent protein binding. Gene Ontology annotation, biological process: endosome organization; aggrephagy; mitophagy. Lineage: Eukaryota; Metazoa; Platyhelminthes; Cestoda; Cyclophyllidea; Taeniidae. Gene Ontology annotation, cellular component: amphisome; aggresome. The transcript has 5 exons. The coding region runs from base 1 to 1221 and encodes 406 amino acids.